Chilo suppressalis (striped riceborer) is the source of this 1774-nucleotide messenger RNA. NCBI's taxonomy places the organism in Eukaryota, Metazoa, Arthropoda, Insecta, Lepidoptera, Crambidae. The record is from the annotation of a GenBank genome assembly.
UUGACAUACAGCAACAGCUGACUUUGUGACAUUUGAAAAUAAUUAUACAAUUACCUACCAUUAACAUAAUUUAUUGGAAAAGUCUUCAAGGCGGUCAAAGUGCGGUUGUGAUGUGAAACACAACUUUUUUAAAUAGAAUCUUAUUUGUAAAUGAAGUGAUAACAUUGUUUGAUGACGUAAAACGACACACGGUCGGCUUAUCGCAUUGACGGUCCGUACACUGCUCAUGUUUAUGUCAAUAGUUUAUAAAAUAUCUUUCCGCUGCUGUAACUAACUUUAUCAUUACGAUGUUUAGUUGGGGACAUAUUAGACACACAUUGCAUUGUGUCGUUAAAGGCAGAAGUGGUGUGAUAAAACUAGUGCAAGCAAGCGAUAUAUUGAAGCAGCACUCGAGAUUUUCUUCAUCAAUGGCAGAUAAAUUUAAAUUGCCUGCUCGCUAUGGUACCGGCGAAAAAAGUGUAUGGGUGGAAUAUAUCCAGUUGGCUGCUGAAUAUAAGCCGGCAGUGAACCUAGGCCAAGGUUUUCCCGAUUACCCCCCUCCAGAACAUGUCACUAAAGCUCUUGCUGAAAUAGCUACAGGGGAUAAUCCUCUUCUCAACCAAUAUACAAGAGGAUUUGGACACCCAAGAUUGGUACAGAACUUGGCAAAAUUGUAUUCUCCAUUAAUUGGAAGGGAAUUGGACCCUUUCAAUGAGAUAUUGGUCACAAGUGGAGCUUACGAAGCUCUUUUCUCUGCUAUUCUAGGUCAUGUGGACGCAGGCGACGAGGUCAUCGUGAUAGAACCGUUCUUCGAUUGCUACGACUACAUGAUAACUUCGGCCGGUGGUGUACCCAAGUUCAUCGCUCUGAAACCGAAAUGCAAAAGCGACAACAUGACAUCAGCCGAUUGGGUGCUAGACGAGCAAGAACUCGCUUCCUUAUUCAACUCUAAGACUAAGAUGUUGAUACUGAACACACCACACAAUCCCCUUGGUAAAGUGUUCACCCGCUCCGAACUGGAGGUGAUAGCAGACCUGUGCAAGAAACACAAUGUGCUAUGCAUCAGUGAUGAAGUCUACGAGUGGAUGGUGUACGAACCGCAGAAGCAUAUACGGAUCGCAACGUUGCCUGGUAUGUGGGAGCGCACUAUAACCGUCGGUUCCGCGGGCAAAACUUUCUCGGUGACCGGCUGGAAGACCGGCUGGGCGUAUGCGCCCUCCAAUCUCAUGCGGAACCUGCAGGUCGUGCACCAGAACUGCGUCUACACCUGCUCUACGCCCAUACAGGAAGCAGUAGCGCGUUCGUUUGAGUUCGAACUGGCUCGGUACAACUCCCCCGAGUGCUACUUGUUCUCUCUCGCUCGUGAGCUGCUGCCCAAGCGAGACUACCUCGUGAAGAUACUUAAGGAGAAUGGGUUCAACCCCACCGUGCCCGAGGGGGGGUAUUUCAUUGUCGCCGACUGGACUAACUUGGCCAACAAGAUAGAUCUAUCUUCAGAACCGGACAAGUACAAAGACUACCAGUUCACCAAGAAAUUCGCUAAGGAAGCUGGAGUUCUCACCAUUCCGCCUACCGCCUUCUAUUCUGAAGCGCACAAAAGCUUAGGGGAGAACUACGCAAGAUUCUGCUUUAUCAAGAAAGACGAAAACUUGCAACUAACAGAAAAGCUGCUUAAGGAAUGGAAUGCUAAGAAGAAGUAAAUUUCUGUGAUGUGAUAUUUUUAUACUUACUUUAUAAGUAAAUAAUAAAGAGUGUUAUAUAUUUUUGUAAUUAAUGUGCAAUAUUAUAUGGUUGG